Messenger RNA from Phytomonas sp. Hart1, 1221 nucleotides. Lineage: Eukaryota; Euglenozoa; Kinetoplastea; Trypanosomatida; Trypanosomatidae. The record is from the annotation of a GenBank genome assembly.
AGGACAUAAUACGGAUAUUUAGUCUAAACUUAUUUGAUUCUAUAACUUUUUCUUCUCUGUGGUGAAGAUAUGAAGUACACCGCCGGACUUCGAGCGCCGUUAGCAUCAUGGAGAAAUUUCUCCUCCAUCCGAUGGGGUGCCCUCCGUGCGAUUUUAGCUCCUUCGCUAUGUAGUUUUUCCUCCAAAUUGACAUUUUAUUCUCCCGUAAGCUGUGGCCCUCGCCGAUACUACGCCUCUUCCUCAUUUACAAGUUCUACGGAAGAGCUAUCGGGAAAAAAAUUGAACGCAAAACCAAAAUAUUCACAGAAAGGCAUGGAUGGAUUCACGGAUGUAAAAUACAAUAAGGUGGCGGAUGCCUUUUUGAUGCAUAUUGAGAUCGUGAUCGAUGAUCUUUUAAAUGAUAAUAUAAAGGAUAUCAACCUGAGCGAUGGCGUGCUCACGAUCGAAACGACGCAAGGCACAUUUUUAUUCAAUAAACAGGCUCCUAAUCUACAAAUGUGGUUAUCAUCACCGAUCUCCGGUCCACAUCACUACAAUAUGGUGGAAAGUGGGGAAAAAAAUACAUCCACUAACGAGGAAAAGGAAGAGAAUAUGAAAAGCAAUCUGGACGAAGUGAGAUGGAUUUGUGAGCGUGAUGGGCAUGACCUGACGAAAAAGAUAGAAGAGGAGCUGUCAGAGGUGCUGGGCGUGAAGAUAGCUCUUUAAGGCUCUCUUUAUUCUCAUAUAUUAUAUAUAUAUAUAUGCGUACAUUACACAAUAUGAAGGGGAAGUAAAGCUUCACGAAGAAGAUGGUGAACUCCCCCUGUCAAUCAAAUGAGUAUAUGCUGUUCUUUUCAUCAAUAUUUUUAUUCCCGCCUACUUAAAAAAAAGCUGAGUAAAAUGGAAGCUAGCAAGCCUUAAUAAUGUAUCGAUAUGCAAGUCUACGUUUACAACGUUACCAUCAGUCUGAGAGAAGGAUCGAAUUCUUUUAACUUCUCUCCUGAUUAAGAGGUAAAUUUAAACGAAGCAAAAUUUUAUUAUUUUAUAUUUUUUACCUUGCCACUUUCAAUUUCCAAUUGACUUAUCAUAUUUAGUUCCUUAUCUAAUAUUAUUAUUAUCAUUGUCCUAUUACCAUCAUCACAUGCGAGGUGAAACAUCACGAUGUGUAAACGAGUCGAAUAAUAAUACUACUAAUACUAAUAAUCGGGUCCCUCAUUAUCUUUGGGGAAAAGUUGUUUAAAA